UUCAUGUUGUUGGACUACUGCUGUCGUUGUUGUGGAUUCACACUCAUAAAACGCCAUGGACCCUUCGCCCUCAAGACUACACCCAGUGAUACCUGGGUUGUCCUGCAGAAUCUGUUGAUGUGCAUGGUGUGCUUCUACUCUCUCUACUACAUCGUAGUCAGUCUCUGCAUCGGACUGCUCAGGGUUCAUGAGAUCAACAGCUUGUUGGCUCCAUUCGACUACACAACACAACCAUCAUGGCAGAACCCCAAAUACCUUGUUGGUGUCAUUUCCACAGAAGUGACCUAUGUUUUAGGAGGGCUAGUAUUCGCCUGGAUCGUAGAGGAGUGGGUCUGGGAUUACGCCAUAACUGUCACAUUGCUGCAUGUCGCAAUGACUGUAGCAGUGAUGUCAGACUUCCCUUCAGCUGAGCACUGGUGGAUAGCUCUGGGUUCAGGCCUGGUGAUGAUGAUAUUCGGGGGACAGCUCCUGGCCUAUAAACUCUUCAGAAGCAACUUUGUCUAUCCAGCUGAACUGCAGAACUUUUAAUGAACACAAUGAGGAAAGCUUUUAACUGGCUUACCGGUUAAUCUCAGGUCCGGAUUCACCCCAAUGGGUUCACUUUGCAAAGAUUGCACUGCUAGGGACACAUUAACACUGGUAUGAACAACUAAAGUGUGUCUAUCAAGACACACUUUGACUACCAGAUAACUUUGUUCAUUACUGUCAGAUCCUUCAUUGUACAAAUAGCACAUAUCCCAAGUAUUUUUUGUAAAAUAUUCUGUACAUUUUAAUAUUGUUUUGUAUUUUUUCUUUACAAACUUCAUACUGUAAACAAAAUAUGUUGGUAUAAAUGACACCUGUAGCAGUCUGUAAAAGACUUUACAGAAAAUAGGUACUACCAGCAAAUCUACAGACUGAUAUUUAUGGUGGUGAGUUAAGUGUAUUUCCAGUUGUAAUAUCAGUAUAAUAUUUAGAAUGUGAUCCAUACCAGUUUUGUAAAGUCUGUAGUGUAGUAGUCUGAUAAAGAAAAUAACUUCAGAAAAUGAUGAGAUGAGAAAUUCAUGUUUGCAGGAACAAACCCAAACCCAUUGUAACCUGAUCUUCACAUGCCUAUCUAAAUAUGAGCAGAUUCUGUUGGUUUCAUGUUUAGGUGCAAUGAAAACUUCACAUCUACACCACAAAUAAUGAUUUUAA
This is a messenger RNA of Toxotes jaculatrix (banded archerfish), 1176 nucleotides long. RefSeq names its product transmembrane protein 244 (gene tmem244). Lineage: Eukaryota; Metazoa; Chordata; Actinopteri; Toxotidae. Bases 4 to 528 code for a protein of 174 amino acids. The record is from RefSeq and is a predicted model, not a curated record. The transcript is spliced from 6 exons.